Molecule: messenger RNA, 3134 nt
Organism: Pelmatolapia mariae (spotted tilapia)
Lineage: Eukaryota; Metazoa; Chordata; Actinopteri; Cichliformes; Cichlidae
Gene: pacsin2
Product: protein kinase C and casein kinase substrate in neurons 2
Exons: 11
Coding region: 168-1628 (486 amino acids)
Biological process (GO): regulation of endocytosis; plasma membrane tubulation; cytoskeleton organization
Cellular component (GO): endosome; cytoplasm; plasma membrane
Molecular function (GO): phospholipid binding; protein binding
Source: RefSeq, a predicted model, not a curated record
CACGGCUGUUUCAGUCAGUUGAUCCAUGGUGCCGCUGCUGAGCAGAAAAACGGCGAAAAGAUUUGUAAAUUGGCACCACUGGGACCAGUAACUCUUCAUUAGAACGUAAAUCCUCAAUAGGACUAGUUUAAGGACCUACACACUAAGUGUAGCUUUGGGCAGCAGCCAUGUCAGGCACCUAUGAUGACUCCAUGAUUGAUGUCUCCAGUGACAGCUUCUGGGAGGUUGGAAACUACAAGCGCACCGUGAAACGGGUAGACGAUGGUAGUCGGCUCUGCACAGAUCUCAUGAACUGCAUUCAUGAGCGGGCGCGUAUUGAAAAGGCCUACGCACAGCAGCUCACAGAAUGGGGGAAGCGUUGGCGGCAACUUGUAGAGAAAGGACCUCAAUAUGGUACGUUGGAGCGAGCGUGGGCUGCUCUGUGUACUGAGGCAGAGAAGGUGAGCGAGCUUCACAUGGAGGUGAAAGCAGCAUUGAUGGGAGAAGACUAUGAGAAGCUGAAGAACUGGCAGAGAGAGUCCUUCCACAAACAGAUGAUCGGUGGCUUCAAAGAGACUAAAGAGGCUGAAGAUGGCUUCCGCAAGGCUCAAAAACCCUGGGCCAAGAAACUCAAAGAGGUAGAGACUUUGAAGAAGGCCUACCACACUGCCUGUAAAGAAGAGAAGCUUGCAGCCAGCAGGGAGACUAACAGCAAACUCGAGAGCAACAAUAACCCUGAAGCCCAAAAGAAACUUCAGGAAAAGGUGGAAAAGUGUCAGCAAGAGGUCCAGAAGACUAAAGAACGUUAUGAGAAAUCUAUUGAGGAGCUUGACAAAUUGACCCCUCAGUACAUGGAAAACAUGGAGCAAGUGUUCGAGCAGUGGCAGCAGUUUGAAGACAAGCGCAUUCACUUUUUCAAAGAGGUGCUGCUGGAGGUUAAGCAGCACCUGGACCUCUCAACCAAUCACAGAUAUCAGGGAGUUUACCACACACUGGAAGACACAAUCUCUGGCACCGAUCCUGAAGAGGACCUAAAAUGGUUCCGGUCCAAUCAUGGUCCUGGAAUGCCAAUGAACUGGCCCCAGUUUGAGGACUGGUCCAUAGACCUCAACCGAACCUUGAGCAGACGAGAAAAGAAGAAGCCAUCAGAGGGCGUCACAUUGACGGGCAUCAGUCCAGCUGGGUCAGACCAGCCUGUUCAGCCUGCCAAAACCAGCAACAGCCUGACUGUACCAAAAGCUGCACCUGUGGGCACGAACCCAUUUGACGAAGAUGACGAUGAAGUGGAGGAGACUGCUGUGGAGCAGGAGAUCACAGUCAACAACGUCGUUGUGAAUAAAGAGGAAAUAAAAACUGCAAGCAGUACAGAGAAGACUCCAGACUGGUCGGAUGAGGACACAGCUGGUAACCCUUUCUCCACCAAUGGUGAGGGUAAUCCAUUUGAGGAAGAGCCGGCCUCUCCUGUUGUAUCGGUGCCUGUCAAAGCUCUCUACGACUAUGAGGGACAGGAACAGGAUGAGCUGAGCUUCAAAGCAGGUGAUGAAUUUACCAAAAUAGGUGAAGAAGAUGACCAGGGCUGGUGCAAAGGCAGGCUCAAGGAUGGACAAACAGGCCUCUAUCCUGCUAACUAUGUGGAAGACAUCCAGUAAUGAAUCGCCACUGAUGAAACAAAUGUGAAGAAUGAAGAAUGUGUUUUAUGAAACUUGACAGGCUCUUAUUUUCAGCCCUCUUUUCCUUGUUUGUGAUGACUGGAUUGGAGUUGGUGGAGGACAGAAGAGAAGGGUUUGUAGAGCUUAGGAGGACCACUUUAGUCACUUCUUACCCGUGGACACUGUUGGAAACUACAAGUUUCCAGAAGAUUUCAGGAACAUCCAAGAAGACUUGCUGUCGGUGUAAGAUGUUACUUAGAAUCCCAUUUAUGCUGUUACAGAAAUAGCUAUUCAAGUACAUGUUAGAUAAGACUGAAUGAAAUGUGUGAAUUUAGAUCAUUUAAGAAAAAAUCACUGGGAUUACGAUCUUACAAAUAGUCUUGCAUGCGAAACACAGCCUUGAUAUGCAAGCCUGUUUUUAAUUCAUCAAGGGAAUUGAACCUUUUUUAUAACCAGUACUUGCAUUUCUCCUGAAAGAAUCCAGUCCAUAGAUGUUUUUUAUUAUUUGGCCUGAAUUGUGAGAUUUAUGAACUUCAUUUUAAAUUAGUGUUUAUAUUCUCUCAUUUCUUUCAGGGUUUUGAUUUUUUUUUUUUUUUUUUUUUUUCCCCCAUUCAGUUUGUAACUGUUGUGGUUGUUGUUAUAUUUAGUUUUUCAAAGGAAUGGUAAAGAUCCUCAGUUCACCUUUAUUCAUGGGUAGACUUCCUUUAGUCACUGCAGCUGAAUGUAUUUGUUUUCACUCAUGGAUUGUUCACUUUUACUGCAUCCACUGACCCCGCUCCCUUUCUCACACACCUUUCUGAUGAUUGUAGAUAUUUAUAUUGCAACACUGAAAGUUUCUCACUUGAAUCUUCUAAGUUCAGUUCUCAGUUCUUGUCACAUGCCAGGUUAUGGGAGAAUAUUUUAUUGUUUAACUGAGAUUUCAUGUUCUAGCAAUAAAACCACAAAUGAGUAUCGUAUUGCAUACAUGCAUAUACAUUAAUAAUAUUAGAACAAAUCAAACAUUCUGAUUGGAUGAUGUGCAAGAAAUUAUUAAUUUAUGAUGCCACAAGUGCUUUUGUUGUUCUGAUGCUGAAAUGUUGUGAUGGAGAAUCGGUUUGUACAUUAACUGAAUGUUUAUGGCAAACGUCCAUCGACCGUUACUGCUAUAUCUGUAAAUAUGAUUUAUAUUUUCCCUUCAGAGGGCCAUAUGAGUUGCUUUAAUCACCAAAUGCUUUGUGAAAAAUUCAUUUUCUUUGGGACCUAUGACAUUGCUAUCACAGCCUUAAUGCACAGUUUGCAAAUAUGAGCUGCACAUCGUUCACAAAGAGCAUUCAUAAGUGCACCAGUUAAAUAACUAUUACUUUUGAUGCCUUCAGGCUACAGCAGAAGAGGAAGAAUUUUUGUUUUGUACAUCAGUGAGGAAAGAUGUUCAAGUGUUGCUAGCAAAAUGCAGCGACAGCUAUACUUGCACAGAAAGGUUUGUAAUUGUUGUCCAACAUCACAAUAAAUGAAUUUACUGGGAAAAUA